AUGGGUGCAGCACACAGGUACCUUGUUCUGCUGGAUGAACUGGGGCAGUGUGAGGGCGAAUAUGGGAUGCACAUGGGAGCACCACACGUUGCUCUGCUGCACCGUGAGGAGAGCAGCAGAGGGGUGUUACCCGGAGCACAGGAGGAGAGCAGCAGAGGGGUGUUACCCGGAGCACAGGAGGAGAGCAGCAGAGGGGUGUUACCCGGAGCACAGGAGGAGAGCAGCAGAGGGGUGUUACCCGGAGCACAGGAGGAGAGCAGCAGAGGGGUGUUACCCGGAGCACAGGAGGAGAGCAGCAGAGGGGUGUUACCCGGAGCACAGGAGGAGAGCAGCAGAGGGGUGUUACCCGGAGCACAGGAGGAGAGCAGCAGAGGGGUGUUACCCGGAGCACAGGAGGAGAGCAGCAGAGGGGUGUUACCCGGAGCACAGGAGGAGAGCAGCAGAGGGGUGUUACCCGGAGCACAGGAGGAGAGCAGCAGAGGGGUGUUACCCGGAGCACAGGAGGAGAGCAGCAGAGGGGUGUUACCCGGAGCACAGGAGGAGAGCAGCAGAGGGGUGUUACCCGGAGCACAGGAGGAGAGCAGCAGAGGGGUGUUACCCGGAGCACAGGAGGAGAGCAGCAGAGGGGUGUUACCCGGAGCACAGGAGGAGAGCAGCAGAGGGGUGUUACCCGGAGCACAGGAGGAGAGCAGCAGAGGGGUGUUACCCGGAGCACAGGAGGAGAGCAGCAGAGGGGUGUUACCCGGAGCACAGGAGGAGAGCAGCAGAGGGGUGUUACCCGGAGCACAGGAGGAGAGCAGCAGAGGGGUGUUACCCGGAGCACAGGAGGAGAGCAGCAGAGGGGUGUUACCCGGAGCACAGGAGGAGAGCAGCAGAGGGGUGUUACCCGGAGCACAGGAGGAGAGCAGCAGAGGGGUGUUACCCGGAGCACAGGAGGAGAGCAGCAGAGGGGUGUUACCCGGAGCACAGGAGGAGAGCAGCAGAGGGGUGUUACCCGGAGCACAGGAGGAGAGCAGCAGAGGGGUGUUACCCGGAGCACAGGAGGAGAGCAGCAGAGGGGUGUUACCCGGAGCACAGGAGGAGAGCAGCAGAGGGGUGUUACCCGGAGCACAGGAGGAGAGCAGCAGAGGGGUGUUACCCGGAGCACAGGAGGAGAGCAGCAGAGGGGUGUUACCCGGAGCACAGGAGGAGAGCAGCAGAGGGGUGUUACCCGGAGCACAGGAGGAGAGCAGCAGAGGGGUGUUACCCGGAGCACAGGACGAGACUGGUUACCGGGAGCACAGGAGGCGGUGUUGGCGAGGGUGGUGCCCUGGAUGA
Molecule: messenger RNA, 1317 nt
Organism: Closterium sp. Yama58-4
Lineage: Eukaryota; Viridiplantae; Streptophyta; Zygnematophyceae; Desmidiales; Closteriaceae
Source: the annotation of a GenBank genome assembly